Messenger RNA from Cucurbita maxima (winter squash), 4415 nucleotides. RefSeq names its product helicase-like transcription factor CHR28. Bases 314 to 4012 code for a protein of 1232 amino acids. NCBI's taxonomy places the organism in Eukaryota, Viridiplantae, Streptophyta, Magnoliopsida, Cucurbitales, Cucurbitaceae. Gene Ontology annotation, molecular function: metal ion binding; ATP-dependent chromatin remodeler activity; ATP binding. The record is from RefSeq and is a predicted model, not a curated record. The transcript is spliced from 11 exons.
UCACAAAACCCUAUUUAAAAUGACGGAAUCCGUCGGCGAUCUCCGACUUGUCUUUCUUUAUCUUUCUUUGUACUCUUCCAUCCGAAAUUGGGGAGCAAAAGUCCCACACGAACUUUCUCUGAAUUUUACUUCCUUUUAGUGAAUGAAUUCCGCUGCUUUUGUAGUUCAUGGUGGUUUCAGAUGAGUGAAUGAAGCGGGUUUUGUGUGAAUCGCCGGGGUGGAUUUUGGAUUAUAAACGCUUGUCGUCGGUUUUUGCUUCGGUGGCUGGAAAACAACGAUUUGUCGUUGCUGGUGGCUGUUUGUUUUUAUCAUCAUGUUGAUGGCGGCGGAUGAGGCUUCUAAUUUGCCUCUCCAGUAUGGUUCUGAUGAUUUUGGUGAAGACAUGUCCAUUGACUAUGAAACGUUAAUACAUCUACUGAGCGAGGAUCUGGAUCCUUUGCAGGAUAAGCCAGAGGACUUGUCGCCAUAUAAUGCAUCGGCUGGCAAACCAGCUUCUGAUUCUUCCAACCAAGAGAAUUCCAAACUGCAGAACGAUAUAUCUCAUGGUUUCAUGGAUGUAACUUUGAAAAAUCAUAACAUUUUGGAUGAUAAGGGCACAGAAGCCUUGAGAUCCUCAGAAAAUAAUUCAUGUGCGUCAGUGGAAUUGCAUUUGUCUGAUGCAGAGCAUUCUUCCAUAGAAGUGAUUCCUACCGAGUCCGCAGUAAACCAAAGUUUUGAUUUUGCGACUGAUGUUACUGACUCUUAUUCAGACAUGCCAUACUGGAUGAGUACCGUGGAGCAACCUUUUUUAGUUUCUUCUCAAUACUUUCUUCCAGGAGAUUAUGAUUCUUCAGUUUUUUCUGGAAAUGGGGGCAUGGCAAUCAACAUGAUGAUGCAUGAAGGAGAGUUUCCAUCCAAUAGCCUGUCCUCAAGGACUACAAUGAAUUUGUAUGCACAGGGGGCUACUGAUCACAAAUCAGUAUCGAGACAGUCAGUCUCAAAGGAUUUAAAUCUUGAUGGCUAUCCAAAUGUAAAGGGAUGGAAUCAAAAUUGUGAAGGUGGAAACUAUUCAUUUCAUGCUGAUGAGCUUUGUAUUGGUCAGACAUCCUUGGAGCUUCCAAUGUCUACUGAGUUGAAUUCAUCUUGCAAAGAGCUUGUUAACCAAGUGAAGAAUGAAACGAUGGAUUCACUGGUUGAAUCUUGUAGUGGCCCAUGGCAAUCUAUGAUGGAGGAAAACAUGUUUUUUCCAUCCGGAAGAGUUUUUCAUUCUGAAGAUAUGGUUUGUGGAACAUCCAGCAGACUCUCCAUUGGUGGCAGGUAUCAGAAUUUAUACAUAACUGAUCAAUAUUCUCCCAAUGAUUAUUCAUCUAGUUUAAGCAAUCAGCCUUUGGCUUUCAUCAAGGAUGAUAGAGAUCAUAAAUUGACUCCAUGUAAGAGUGAUAUAGAUCAUCUACUAGUCAGCCCUGAAUCAACUCAUAGUAAUUUGUCAGGCAAGACCCAAGUGGAGGAUGAUCCAGAUAUCUGUAUAAUUGAAGAUUUGAGUCAUCCCGCACCAUUAAACCAAUCUCUUGUGGUUGGAAAUUAUGUUAUUGCUUCACAAAGUUGUUCUAUAGUCGGUGGUUCUUCCGCUUAUGUGGGAUUAGGAAGCAUGAGACCCAAGGCCAAAGACAUGGACAUCUUAAAAGUUGCUUUACAGGAUCUUUCUCAACCAAAAUCAGAAACUAGUCCGCCUGAUGGUGCUUUAGACGUUCCUCUUUUAAGGCAUCAGAGAAUUGCUUUGUCAUGGAUGGUUGAGAAGGAGACAUCUAGUGUAUCCUGUGCUGGGGGGAUUCUUGCUGAUGAUCAGGGAUUAGGGAAAACAAUAUCAACGAUUGCUCUAAUACUGAAGGAAAGGGCUCCUAUUAAAGCUUGCUCAAAUGAUAGGCAUGAUGAGUUGGAGACUUUGAAUUUGGAUGAUGAUGAUGAUAUACUUCCUGAGCUUGAUGUGCCAAAACAAGAAUUCUAUCAUCAAGUUUCACUGAGUAAGAAUUUAACUAUUAGCAAAAACAAUUUGGUACAAGCUAAAGGCAGGCCAGCUGCUGGAACUCUUGUUGUUUGUCCAACAAGUGUAUUGAGGCAGUGGGCUGAUGAAUUACACAAUAAGGUUUCUAGUAAAGCUAAUCUGUCAGUGCUUGUAUACCAUGGAAGUAGUCGAACUAAGGACCCUUGCGAGCUGGCCAAGUAUGAUGUUGUUCUUACAACCUACUCAAUCGUGAGUAUGGAGGUACCAAAGCAGUCUGUUGUUGAUGAAGAAGAAGAUGAGAAACGCCAUACAGAGGAACAAGCUAUUCUACCCAUGCAAUUUUCUCUAAGCAAGAAGAGGAAAAACUUCUCUGGUUCUGAUAAGAAACAAUCGAAGAAUAAGAAAGCAGUGGACAAUGAAAUUUUUGAAUCAGUUGCCCGCCCUCUUGCUAAAGUGAGGUGGUUCCGGGUUGUAUUGGAUGAAGCCCAGAGUAUCAAGAAUCACAAGACACAAGUGGCUAGGGCCUGUUGGGGUCUGCGGGCAAAACGUAGGUGGUGCUUGUCAGGAACUCCUAUUCAAAAUGCUAUUGAUGAUCUUUAUAGCUAUUUUAGGUUUCUCAAAUAUGAUCCCUAUGCUGCAUAUAAUUCGUUCUGUUCAGCAAUUAAGGUGCCAAUCAACAAGAAUCCAUCCAAAGGAUACAAAAAACUUCAAGCUAUUUUAAGGACAAUAAUGUUACGUCGAACAAAAGGCACACUUCUUGAUGGGCAACCCAUUGUUACAUUGCCACCCAAACACGUGGAACUGAAAAAGGUGGAUUUUACUGAGGAAGAACGUGAUUUCUACUCUAAAUUGGAGGCUGACUCAAGAGCUCAGUAUGAAGAAUAUGCAGCAGCUGGAACUGUUAAACAAAAUUAUGUGAACAUCUUACUGAUGCUUUUGCGCCUUCGACAAGCUUGCGAUCACCCUCUUCUUGUUAAACCAUACGACUCUAAAUCUUUAUGGAGAUCUUCAGUUGAUGUGGCCAAGAAGCUUCCACGGGAAAAACAGAUUUUCCUACUGAACUGUCUGGAAGCAUCAUUGGCUAUUUGUGGCAUCUGUAAUGAUCCACCUGAAGAUGCGGUUGUUUCAGAAUGUGGUCAUGUUUUCUGCAAGCAAUGCAUUUUGGAACACCUCUCUGGUGAUGAUAGCCAGUGCCCUACCGCAGGAUGCAAAGUUCGUCUCAAUGCAUCUUUGUUGUUUUCCAAGUCCUCAUUAUGCAAUUCUCACUCCGACCAGCUUGGUGAGGACAAUUCUGUGGUUAGCUCUUCUUCCACCGUUGGUGGCUCAGUGGAGCCCUCGUCAUCAGUUAUGUACGAGUCUUCUAAAAUUAAAGCUGCUCUUGAGGUUCUGAUGUCAUUGGCCAAACCCAAGGAAUACUCUUCAAAAAACAGCCCUGCCCAACUUGCUGUUGUCGGAGCCAGUGAGAAAUCAAUUGAUGCUCCAUCCACUGAACCGCAACUGGGAGGUUCCAAGUGUCAAGAUUCUACAAACAAAAGCUCUGGCGAAUCAAUUGGAAUAGGUGUAGAAAAAGCUAUAGUCUUUUCUCAGUGGACGGGAAUGUUAGAUUUGCUUGAAGCAGGUCUAAAAAACUCCUCCAUUCAGUACAGAAGACUUGAUGGUACCAUGUCAGUACUUGCUAGAGAUAAAGCAGUAAAGGAUUUUAACAAUGUUCCGGAGGUGUCAGUUAUGAUCAUGUCUUUGAAAGCUGCUAGCCUUGGUCUAAACAUGAUUGUUGCCUGCCAUGUUCUUCUGUUGGACCUCUGGUGGAAUCCUACAACGGAAGAUCAAGCGAUUGAUAGAGCACAUCGAAUUGGACAAACUCGUCCUGUUACAGUGUUGAGAUUAACUGUAAGAGACACAGUUGAGGAUCGUAUUUUAGCCCUUCAGCAAAAGAAAAGAGAAAUGGUUUCAUCUGCAUUUGGAGAAGACAAAGCAGGCGGUCAACAAACUCGUCUCACAGUAGAAGACCUGGACUACCUUUUUAUGAUGUGAUGAUAGAUAUACUUCCGAUUAUUCUUUGGAAUUGGCUGCUGAUGAUUUAGGCUAACAUCAUAACAUCAUAUGCACAUAUGAUAUGAAGUUUUGGGUGGUGGUGAAGGCUGCCUGCAUUGGCUCCAUUUUUGGAAAGCAAGUUGUCCGACAUAUUUAGAUUAGUCGGCCAACCAGAUGAUUUGUGAAUAGCAUUUUGUAGAAAUCUUUGAAUCCAUUUUUGGCCACUCAAUUCUUUUCUCACACACAGUUUGAUCCCUCUGUGGACUCUGUUUACACCCCAUUCCCGAAGUAUAUCCCACAGGUUGUAAAAAUUAGAAAUUUAUAGAAAAGAUAGAAAAUUAAAUCUGUCAAAAACUCUUUUCCUUUCCAAAUGUAAAAAUAUAUAUAGUAUUUUUUGCUUUAU